CUAACAGACCUAUGUCUUUUCCAUUCUGUUUUGAAUUGCAUGUCCACUUUUACCCUCUUUGAUUAAUCUCACACUGUUUGAUUAAUUUCAUGAUCAUUAAUGAUAACUUACAAGCUAUCAAUGGUUAUUAUAGGAUAUUAUUCAGAUUUUCCUUUUAAUUCUUACAUGCUUAUUUUAAAUUUUGAUUUAAACCAGUUUUGAAUUUUUAAUUUGAAUUAAGUUUUCUGCUCAGCAGGUUAAAGACAGAGAAGCAGCACUUUCCCCCCCCUUGUGGUGAAAACCAGCUACUCCUUCUCCCUUGUUUCAUUACUGUCUUUUAAUUUGAUGUUUAUUAUUUUUCUUCUCUCUUUUGACUUAGGUUAUUUUGAUAAUUACCAUUAUUAUCAUAAUUCAUUUGUUUUGUUUUAUCAUGAUUAGGUAAAGCUGUUACCUUUCCUCUCUACAUAUAGUUACUCAAUUGAUGUUAAACAAACCAAACCUUAAUUAACUUUAAGUUUCCUUUGUUCAUCCUUUGUGUAUUUGAUUGUAGAACCCCCUCGGUGAUUGGACAGUCAUCUCAGGUUUCCAGUGAGCAAGGCUGCCCGACCGGUGUUACCGAUACUGGCUGCGAGUGAAACUCGGUCCCUCUUGUCUCAAGAGACAUCAGCAAUUUUGGCACUCCAAAGGUUGUGCUAAAAGUCACAAGCCGUGCUGUCCUGCGACACGCCAGAGUAACGGAGGACCGGGGACACUGCGGUUCAGUGUUUGGGGAGCACCGGGGAGGUUGACCAAGCCACUGGUUCCCACCUGAAUGACUUCAAUUCAACCAGAGACAGUAACCUGGGAGCCACCAACGAAGUUAAAUAGUAGAGCGACCACCAGCAGCCGGUGUCAUCACACGACCCGCUAGGCUACUGCCUGUCAAAUCUCCAUUUCAGGUCCUUCGUUGACCCAAGUUAAUUGGCUACUUAACUGUCUGACUGUUUGCAUCAGUCAGCCCCAAAAUUCUCAUAAACGGCACAGCCCGUAUGAAUAUAGCUCGUUAAACGUAGAACGAACUUGCAUUGGUCUUUUUGUGUGUGUGUGCUGUGCUUCUCUCACCGACAGAGAAUCAGGAUGUUCCAGGCAUCCAGUCCAGCAGUCCACGGGGGCCACCUCUCGACAUGGUUGAAAGCAGUGACGACCCCCUUCCUGCCCAAGGAUGCCAUUAACCUGCAGCACCCAGAGCAACUAGACACCGAGCUAGAUGAACUGAUGGCACGCGAUCCAAACCAAAGCGACUACUACAGAGAACUCGCCAGGAUCUUCGGAAGCCUAGUUCCCAUUCUCGUCGCCCAGGCACCGCUCAGUGAACGGAGCAACAUCGCGGAGGAGGCCUGGAAGGACCAGGCCCCAACCCAGAGUCAUCUUGAUCAGCUUCUCCUCGAGACCCAGAACCAGCGCGAGAAAGAGGACGACACAGAUCCAGAGCUACAGAAAGGAGUUGAAAGACUUCACAAUGCCCUGCAAGAUCUUCGCCUCGACACAGAUCAAAGAGAACAGCUGGAGAGAGAAGCCAGAAAAGAACUCAACAAAAAACUCCAGCAAGGCGACGCUCUCCUAAAAAGAGCAGAGACUGAACUGAAAGAAAAAGACUAUAAAACCUGGGCCUGCAAAACACACUUGCAAGCGGCCCAAGCUAAAUUCAACAAGCUUACUCUGCAGAGAGACGAGCUCCAAGAUGAACUUGACACUGUUCACACAGAACUGAGACAAUCUCACAGAUUACAGAGUGGCUGGAUCGGAGAAACGCACCCCACAAAAUUUCUCCCGGGCCGCCACUCCAACCCUUUCAGCCAAGAACCCAGAGCUGGAAAAGGGGGUGUAGUCUCCCUUCUAAGGAAAUCACCAGCCAGCUUACAAGAACAUCUGUCAAUAACGGAGGGAAGAGAACCCUUCCAGAGAACGCAUGUCACCAAACCCUGCACUGCUCACAGAGAACUUCACAAGCUAGCCAGAAGCAUCUCUACAUUCAUUCCAGAUCCUGCAGGAGGACAUGAUGUUCAUGCUUCUUUACAAGCCAUUGACUUUCAUUUGCAAACUGUCGCCAACGUGACAGAUGUGAACACAUUGUACCUGUUAAAAAUCACGGCCAGCCGUGAUGUGCAUUGCUUUCUGGAUCGUCAACCAGAGACUGUCAAAGCGUACUACCAGCAACUGCUACAGACUUUGAUUCUUGAAUUCUCUGAUCCAAACUCAGAUCAUGGGCUCCUUAUUGCUAUGGACCUCAAACAGGGCCGAUUUGAAAACCCACAGACUUUCUGUAGUCAGCUACGAAACACCUACUUCGGAGCAUGCAACGAACCAGGUAUGGAACAGGAUUUCAACUUAAAAACUCUGUUCCUCCCAAACCUACAUGCCAGUUGGAGUUUUCAUCUCAGAGUCCCAGCGUGUCCCCGUAACAGAACUACACAAGAGUUACGGAACUUAGCCCACAAAGCUUGCACCAAGCAAAGGACUAUUUGUGAAAAGACUGUGAAAAACCCCAACGUCUCUGUCUCUGAGCACUGCUUGGAGUUAACCCUAGAUGGCGCCCUACAACACCACAGUCACAGACAUUUUUACAGAGAGUCAAUACCAUUCCAAGCCAGCAGAGGGCAACACAGUGCAGCCACGUCUGAGACAGCAGAGAUCCUGAGGGUGCUGAAAGAUCUUCUUCACAUGAAUACUCGCAAGGAAGAUGAGCCAAGCACCCAGAACACUGCCCGAGCUCCACAGUCAACAGCUACAGCUAACUGAACGAGACAGCACAGGUCCUCACACCAGGUACCACAAACACAAGGUACCAGAAAAUGCUGUUUUGACUACCUGCCUUCGCAGCGAGCUACACAAGACCGGUCCUCAUCACCCACCGAUCGUCCCACCUGCCCUAAUGCCAACAUUCCUGGGCAGCCCUGUCAAAAAGGGGGUGGGUCAAAAAGGAGUCAACAGGGAAGACCUGAUCGACACAGGAUUAAACCUGACGGUGAUCUCAUCUUACCUUUUCAAAAGACUCCAAUUUGAAGCUAAGAGACAAGAUCGAACUCUUACACCUCAAACUUAUGAACUGAAUGUACAGGUGUACAGACAGGAUGACAUCCAGUUUGAACAGGUUGUUUCCAUUCACCUGACAUUCGUUCCGAUGAGUCUAAUACAUCCCAUGUAUGUCCCACCAAUGAACACUCAUACAUUGCUCAUCGACAAAGACCUGCUAGAACACUUUGACCCUUUUCUGAACUUCAAACAGCUAAAAGACUUUGCUCAAGUGCGAGAACCUCUUUCUCUCCAGCCACACAGGUUGCUAGAGCCAGACUGUCAGGUCGCAGAGGUCACGGGAACUCCCACAGAGCCAGACGGUCAGGUCACAGAGGUCACGGGAACCCCAGCAGCCAGCCAUGAGUACAACGCCCUAACAACAGGCCCAAGUUCAAGCCUCUGUACCUUAGUCAACAAACAGGGUACGGUGGUACCAGCUUACACCAAAGGGGUCGCUGUUCGGCUCAACCUGCAAGGUGGUCAAACCUUACACCACACGCUGGGUUUCUUCCAAUCCUCACCUGAAUGUGUGGAACUCGGACUCACACUUGCAAACAACAAGCAUGUCAAACACCAACACCUGUUCUAGCAAUGUGAUAACAUCACAAAAACACACAAUGUGAUCGUGUACUGGAAGAAGGAAAAGGGACACUCAAAGUUACCAAGUCUAGACGAGGACUUUAAAGAUCACACUGACACCCUUGCCAAAACUGGCACACUAAACAACAUUCUGUGGUCACUCCCAACCCACCCACCCACAUUCAAGGUUGAAGUGAUUACACACAGCACAAGAACUUUACUAGCUAAACUGCCUACCUCAGAAUCGCUUACGCAGGCUCCGUUGUCUACACAGACCAACAUAGCGGACAUGCGGGCUUCUGAAACCUUGAUAAUGACUUUGUUUUACCACCUCUCAGACCCCUCCAUCCACCCUGGCAACCAGUCUACAGUCACUGACAACCAAAGCCCCAGACCACUGCAUGAUACACAAACCAUGCUGCGUGCACAGAACAAUAUUGUGGGUUGUGCACCGUCUGACAUCACAAUGCCAGGGCGUGUAAUGCCACGGAGCAAAAGGGGGAUAAGGCCAAUAUAUUUCCAUGACGCAGCAUGUGCUGCACCACGCAGCACCAGAGCCACUGACAAAACACUGAAGCAAGCGUCAUGCCAGCAGCAAGAUGUGGCAAAACAUGGGCGAGGGCGAGCUAAACCCAGUCACCGCCCACGAAGCAAAGAGACUGUCCUGUCCAACCAAAGACAGGCCUUGUUUGUUUCUUUCUCCCCUUUCUCUCUCUCUCUCCCUAUUAUCUGUACCAGGAUGCUGCUGUGGUUUGCCGUGCCGUGCUGUCAGCCAAAGAGAGGACAGCUGCCACCGAGAAAACCGCUGAGACUCCUGACUACCGAUGACAGGGCACACUACCCCAGCACUGUAACCGAAUACAGCUGUACAAGGUUCCGAUGGAGAGAGGACUCCCUCACUCACACUGAGGCCGAUGUCAAACACCUGUUCAGCCAACAUGAGAAAGUGACGGUUACACAAAUGGAGUUAGGUGGACACCACCACCGCUCCAAACAGUUCCCGGGAGCUUUGCUUAGAGC
Messenger RNA from Carassius gibelio (silver crucian carp), 4632 nucleotides. RefSeq lists its product as uncharacterized. The record is from RefSeq and is a predicted model, not a curated record. NCBI's taxonomy places the organism in Eukaryota, Metazoa, Chordata, Actinopteri, Cypriniformes, Cyprinidae. The transcript is spliced from 2 exons. The coding region runs from base 1096 to 2757 and encodes 553 amino acids.